AUCUAAGAUUCCUGCAAGUCUGUCGCAUCCAACGUCGUCUUGAUUACGAGACAGUGAGGCUGACGAAAUGGAAGACAUAGCGAAGGAAGAAACUCUUCACCUUAGGAACAAACACAUCGGAGGGGCAUGUAAGCUAUUUUUUGCAUCUGAUCCCCUGAAGAUUGUGCGUGCCUCUGGUCAGUACAUGUAUGAUGAGCAGGGCCAACAGUAUCUUGACUGUAUCAACAAUGUGUGCCAUGUUGGACAUUGCCACCCUGAUGUUGUGGAGGCUGGGUACAAACAGAUGAAAGUCCUCAACACAAACUCGCGCUUCCUACACGACAAUCUUGUUCUCCUAGCCAAACGCCUCACAGAAACCAUGCCUGACAAACUAUCUGUUGUGUACUUCGUAAACUCAGGGUCAGAGGCGACAGAUCUGGCCACCAGGCUCGCAAAACACUACACAAGAGGAACAGAAAUGCUGACACUAGACCAUGCUUACCAUGGUCAUGUAGUUUCUGCAUUGGAAGUCAGUCCAUACAAGCUAAGACAUCAGGUUGACAAUUCUCAUCCUCCACCUGACCAUGUACAUUGGGUAAGUAUAAGCAAUCUCUCCUCGCCCUAACCUCCACCUGACCUUGUACAUUGGGUAAGUGGGUCCAAUACCUCCCCACACUAACCUCCACCUGACCUUGUACAUUGGGUAAGUAUAAGCAUUCUCUCCCCACCCUAACCUCCACCUGACCUUGUACAUUGGGUAAGUGGGUCCAAUACCUCCCCACACUAACCUCCACCUGACCUUGUACAUUGGGUAAGUAUAAGCAGUCUUUCCCUGCCCUAACCUCCACCUGACCUUGUAUAUUCAGUAAGUAUAAGCAUUCUCUCCCCACCCUAACCUCCACCUGACCAUGUCAUUGAGUAAUUGGGUACAAUCUCCCCACACUAACCUCCACCUGACCUUGUACAUUGGGUAAGUAUAAGCAUUCUCUCCCCGCCCUAACCUCCACCUGACCAUGUACAUUGGGUAAGUGUAAGCAAUCUCGCCCCACACUAACCUCCACCUGACCAUGUACAUUGGGUAAGUGGGUACAAUCUCCCCUCCCUAACAUCCACAAGACCAUGCAUGUACAAUGUACAUAGGGUGUAAGUGGAUACAAUCUUCCCUCUCAAAAAUCCACCUGUGUUAUACAAGCAUUGGGAUAUUACAUAUAUAUCCAUAUAAAUGACCAACCCCAUCUCUCCCCCAAUUCAAUCUCAACAUGACAAUGAAUGUUCAUGUACUUUAGAGAGAGACCUGUUAUGCUAUCUCGUCUGCACCUCCCAUUCCCCUUA
Pecten maximus is the source of this 1311-nucleotide messenger RNA. RefSeq names its product ethanolamine-phosphate phospho-lyase-like. Gene Ontology annotation, molecular function: pyridoxal phosphate binding; transaminase activity. Bases 68 to 604 code for a protein of 178 amino acids. Lineage: Eukaryota; Metazoa; Mollusca; Bivalvia; Pectinida; Pectinidae. Gene Ontology annotation, cellular component: mitochondrion. The record is from RefSeq and is a predicted model, not a curated record. The transcript is spliced from 5 exons.